Molecule: messenger RNA, 468 nt
Organism: Rotaria sordida
Lineage: Eukaryota; Metazoa; Rotifera; Eurotatoria; Philodinida; Philodinidae
Source: the annotation of a GenBank genome assembly
AUGGACGAUGAUGAUUAUAUUUUAAUGAUGAAUAAUAAAAAUGAGAUCGAGCAACACCAACUUCAACAUCAACUGGCAAAAACAACUCGUAAAUGUUCAUCAAAGCGAAAGUGUAAACAAGAUCAAGUACAACAGAUUAUAUCUUGUGCUGAAUCUCAAAUAUGUCCUCCACUUCAACUACAGUCAACAACUUUAUAUGCUGUACUUACACCUGAAGGUAUUCAUGAACAACCCCAUGAAGAUGUGAUAUUAAAAAAAGACGAUGCAACAGUUGAAGCAGCAUCUUCAUCACCAAUAACGAUUCCAGUUUCUCCAACAACAUCACCAACAAAGAAUGAUGAUAAUGAUGCUAUCAUAUCAUUAGAAUCAUCAAACAACGAUGAAAAUGAAUUAUUCGAAGGAGAUUCAAAUCAUCUUAUGAAUGUACCCGUCAUCAAAGGAGAAAUAACAACGGGUACAUCAACAUGA